AUGAAAAAAGUUGGAAUUUAGUUGGAAUUGGUUGUUGGAAAUUCUGAAUGAAUAAUAAUCUGGAAGAAAAUGAAUUAUCAAUGGGGUGCUCCCAGUAUUAAUAAUAUACCAUACAAAUCAAUUUCGGUUACAUGAAAUGGAGAUUGUGAUGUAUAUUGUUUAUAUGUGUAUAUAUAGAGAAAGAUAUAUAUAUAUAUAUAUCCAUAUAUAUAUCAACUUUCCAAAAUUUCCAUGCGAAAUUUUGUCCCCCCUUUUUCCAACUCACGUGUCUCCUCACUUUCUCGCUCCCCUUUUCUAGCUUAUUCAAGAGAAAAAUUGCAGUGAAAGACAGAGAGGAAGAAGAAAAACUUCAAUAAAGUAUAUAAAAUAGAUAGAUAUAGUGAUAGUUGUAUUUAAGUAUGGGCAGAAAGAGGAGCAAGAAGAGAGGUGUUAUGGAGAAGAUUGACCAGAAGUCUCCCAUGGCACAACAAAAGAUGCAGUGUGCUCUUGGAAGAACCCGUGGUGAUAACCAGAAGACUGCAAAUGGAGAAAACAAUUACUCAUCAAGGAAAUCUUUAGAGCAAGAAAAUUCCAAAGCACUGUCACAGGAUUUUAAAAUAUCCUCUGUCACUUGGAGGAACACUGAUCAGAGGUGUACUGUUUUGACAUUUCUUAUGCCUGAACUUGAUGGAAAUUUGAGAGUGGUUGCCCUCCCACUGCAAUACUUUAAUGAUGCCAAGCACUUGAGAUCUGGAUGUCAGAAAGUGCCUUCCCGUGGUGCUACUUUUCCUGUCAAGUCAUUUGCAACCAGAAACUUCCCUCCACCUAAUUGGCAAAGAAACAGAACCUCAAUAAAGAAAGCGAAUGAAUUCUCUGGCAAUUCUUCUUGUCAGCAUUGUCUUACGUGCAAUGGUUCCUCUGCUUUAAUUCCAAAAGGAACAAAUGCUAUGAAUUCACCUGAUACUGACAAAAGCAUUGGUGGUUUUAAGAAAGAGAUGGCAGCAAAGAAAAAUACAAAAAGCAAGGGAAGAAAGAAGCAAAAAAAGAAGAAGAGAGAUUCAUGUGAGUCUGAUCCAACUGAAAUACAAGUUUUACCCAGUACCUGCGGAAGUUCGAAGUCUGAAAUCUUUGGUAACAAGGAAACAGAUAAUGGGGAUGGACUAGUAUCUCAUGACAGGGAUAACAUAAUCAAUUCUAAAGGCAACAGCAACAGUGUUAUUGAAUUUUCCGAAUUGAGUAAGAAAUCUAGGCCUGAUGUUGAGGUGGUGGAUGUAUCAGUAGUUCAGAGUUAUACUCAGGCGCAGCCUUUCACUUGUGAUAUCAACAGAAGAUUGGAGGAAACACAUAUUCCAGAGAUCAGUUGUCAUGAUAAGUAUGACUUACAAGGGUCAAAUUCACUUACUUUAGGCUCUAAGAGUGCUGAUACUGGUAAUUCACUUAUUCUUGGCUCAAAGUGCAGUAAGAAAAUUGGCAGAAGUUCAAGCAUCCAAAAGCUUGGAGGUCAUCCUGGCCAUACAGGAAAGGAGAACAAUCAUGUGUGGCAACGGGUUCAGAGAAAUGACUCUGAUUUGAAGAAAUCAAGCUCUGAAUGCUCUCAGUUGGAUCCUUUGCUGGAAAGGAGCUUUAAUGUUGCUAAAAUUAAUGCAGUUUUCAGAAUUCAAGAUAAGAAGAAAUCAAAACAUAGAGUUGUUAGAAAGUUGAAAAGAAAGAUUAAUGUAGAGUUGAAACAAGAAGAAAAUAUUUAUUUCAGCAGGGAUUCUCAUCGCAAUACGGUUCACGGUUCAGAUGCUCAUGGAGAUACUCAUAUCCAAAAAAAUGAAAAACUGGCUAGCUCAGCUCUAGUUAACAGUAACAAAGGAAUUCUUACCAACACUUAUCCAGGUUGUCCAGUGUAUUUGAAGCUGUCCAAUACAAAUGAAUACAUGAAUUCUAAAUCAGUUCAAGUUUGUCCAGGUGAUUUGGAAUCUCAUUAUAUUGACUCUAACGCUCCCUGCACUCAGAAUGUGGAAUGUCAGGAUGCCUCAUUGCCAAAAUCUCGCAUCUCUUUGAACAAAUCAAAUUUAGUUAUAAUUAAUGAAGUUUCUCAAAGGGAAAAGAAAACCUGUCGUUCAGAAAACAGUAAGCAGAACCAUGGUUCUGGAUCUAUUCUGCAAAAAUGGGUGCCAGUUGUAAUCAAGGAUCCUGAUUUGACAAUGUCUAUUGGAUCUGGCAGUUCAUCAUUAGAAAUUUCUGAAGAUUGGAGUUCAGGGAACUCCAUAGAAGAGAAAGUAGAUUCUACUUCCCAAGAUCUUUUGUCUUCAGAGAAUAUUGGAAUUGAAGAAUUUGAAAAAUUAGAUGAAGAUGAAAGCAGGAAUCAGAAGUUGAGAAGCCUGAAUUCCUCAAUGCUCAAGGAGCACGCUGCAGCUAAUUGGGUGCCAGGUGAAUCUGAAAAAAAUUCUGUGCUCACAGCUGAUUCAGAUGAAAUUGGCAGGGCAGUGAGAGAUGCUUGUAGGGUACAAGUGGCUUCCAAAGCUGUCGGAAUUGAAACUGGCAGUCAAAUUGGGGAGUUUGAGAAGUUUCUACACCUUUCUUCUCCUGUUGUUUCAAACAUUAAUUUAAUACCUUGUACGACAUGCGUGGGGUAUCAAAUUGGACGUAAAGUUUUGUGCAGGCAUGAGAGACCCAAUAUCCCAUUAGGAACCCUGUGGCAGUGGUAUGAGGAACAUGGCAGCUAUGGUUUACAAGUGAAGGCUGAGAAUUAUGAAGAUACAAAAAGACUAGGUCGUGAUCUUUUUGAAUUUUCCGCAUAUUUUGUACCUUAUUUGUCAGCAGUUCAGCUCUUCAAAAACUUUAAACAUCAUUCCAUAAAGGAUAAAAAUGGGUUAUCUAUUCAUCAAACGUCAGAAAAGAAAUCUGAUGUUGAUCAUCCUCCAACAUAUUCAGCAGUUGUUCCUAAGCUUCACACAACUGAUACAAGCAUCCCAUUGCAUGUGAACAGUGCUUGUGAAGAAUCAUAUUCGCUUUCUAAUAAAGAAAGCUCUUCUGUUCCAACUUUUAGCAUGGCAUGGUCUGGUGAACUGGAGCUGCUUUUUGAAUAUUUCGAGUCAGAGAAGCCUUGGCAAAGACGGCCUCUAUAUGAAAAGGUGCAAGAUCUAGUAAGAGGUAACGUCCCUUCAGAGUGCACAAUGUAUGGGGAUCCAGCUAACUUGAACUCUAUAAAUAUACAUGAACUUCAUCCUGGGUCCUGGUAUUCGGUGGCGUGGUACCCUAUCUACAGGAUACCGGAUGGCAACUUUUCUGCAGCAUUUUUGACUUAUCAUUCACUUGGCCAUUUAGUUCCAAGAAGUACCAAAUUCAAGUGCCAGAAUAUGUGUGUGGAAAUAGAAUCUCCAGUUGUGGGUCUCCAAAGUUAUAACGCUCAGUGAAUUCUCAAUAUGAGGCCGAAUCCUUAAGGUUUCAGUUGAAGGUGGUAGUUUUUAAGUCAAAGCAUCACUAAAUUCACCAAACAAAAAGAAUUUUAGGAGAGAGGGAGUACAAUGGCUGGCAAGUAAUAUCCAAAGAUUUGAAGAUCAUCAAAAGAAAGCUCCUUUGUCCAUCUUGUAGGGAACCAAAUAGGUACAGUUUGGCAGAGGUGAAGAAGAACUUGCGGGGUUGUUUCUGGUCAUAACAAAAUACUUUGGGGGAUGCUGGAAGAAUUUGUCACUGAUACCUGAAGUGAGGCAAUAUAGGUUGGAGUAGUUUGGGUCUCUCAAUUGCAAAAACAAAACCAAGUAAACAUCACUUUGAAAGAGAAGAAGGAUCCAAGGAAUGUCCUAGCAAGGUCAGACUGGCGUUUGGAACAGAGGUCAGCAUGGAGGUGAAGAUAGCAAUCAGGUGGAGAUCUAGCUGGUAUGUCGAGAAGGAGCUUAUUUUGGAAUCUGAGUCAAUUUUCAAAAAAAGUAAUUAUUGCAGAAAGAAAUAAGGUUUAACUCAAAAAUGAGAAGAUUUUGCCAGAUAGGGCUGUACCAGCUGAUUUGAAAGUGCUGGAGGGUAAAUUUCUUUUAAAUAUGGUUGACCGAAGCAGGUCCAGAGAGAUUUUCUAGACGGAGAAAGCUAAAAGGUCUCUGAAACAUCAGCAUGCCUCUCUUCUUGACAGAAUUUAGCCUUCUCUAGAAGUCUAAAGAUAAUAUUCUUCCGAAAAUUGAGGUUAAUCCACAGUUGACUGCAAUCAGUUCGGAAAAAUGACCACCCAAGUAACAUCUUAAGACUUAGAAAUAUUCUGAAGAAGAUUGACAUUACUCCUAAGAUACAAUCAAUCAUAAUUGCUGCCUCCAAGGAACCCAAUGAUCUGCUUGUAGCAUCUCCAGAGUUAUCGGCUGGACAACCUGUAGAAGUCCCAGGUAACAAAGGUAUAAAAAGGUGUCUUGAAUCCAAGGUGAUCCAAAGAAAGAAAACAGAGUUUCUGGUGAUUGAUGUUUUAUUAAAAGAUGGGUACUUGACAUCUUGAAAGCCAAUGGCUGGGGAGGUAAAGAUAAGAAUAUGCAGAGUUGAUCUGAUGAAGAUUCUUGAGAUUCUCUCUUUUUGGUCUCUUUAUUUGAGUUGGAGGAAGGUGUUGAGAACGAUCUCCUAUUUGGUUCCACUUUGAAGACUUACUGGUUUAUGAGCAUGGGAAAGAGGAUUUAGAAAAUGUGUAGAGGAUCGUUAGGAGUCAUGAUGAGUCAGUUUUGGAUGGUGUGGGAAUUCUUUCUAAUGAACCAUCUCUUGUGGGUGAGAGGAUGCUAGGCCUGUGAAUGCAAAGUAACUUGCUAGAGUCUUUAAUCAAAUCUCCAGAAAACAAAAUCCUAGUCCUACGUGAGAAGUGGAACGUCCUUCAUCUCUUCAUCUCUUUACAUAGUUACAUCUUUGCUUAGUCUUCAUCCUGUCAGCUUUUUAGCUAAUUUACCCUUGCAAUCCAAUUUGUGGAAGAGUAAUAUUGUGUGUUUUAUUGAAUAUUAAGGUCUUAUAUAUAUUUUAGCAUGAACAAUGAAAGGAAACACAUAAUUAAUUAUAUAUGUGGGUAUUUUACCAAUAUUUCCUUUACCCUAAUUGUACUUAAUGUACACUUUCCAACACUCCAUCUCAAAUUGAUGAAUAGAUAUUGUCUAUUUCCAACUUGACAAUAAUUGUUUAAACCCGGAGUUAUUUAAUCCUCUAGUUGACACUUGGCACGUUGCAAGAUGGUGGACAUGUACGGUGUACAUAUCGAACCACUAUCUAGUUUUUUCUUACUAAAAUGUCUAUCAACUUCAGUAUGUUUGGUCCUGUUGUAUUGUGCUGAAUUUUGAGCAACUUUGAUCAUCAAUUUAAUGUCACAAUAAAGUCUUAUAGACUCGUCCCAUUCAAUUUUCAAAUCUUCCAAGAUCAUCUUCAAUUAUAAAAGCUCAUAUACUUCUUGUUUCAUUGCACAAAAUCUUGACUCCGCAUUGGACAAUGCUACCAUAUUCUGUUUUUUACUUCACUAUGUAGUCAGAUUUCCUCCAAAGAAGGUACAAUAGCAAGUGGUGGACCUUUUGUCUAAUACUAAUGGUGCAUAAUUUGCUUUAAUGUAUGUUUCAAGAAGUAAACUUUUGUUUCUUUUGAAACAUAAUAACUUUUCCUAAUAUCCCCUUCAAGUGGCUGAGUAUUCGGUUUGCUGCCUGUGAGCGUACUUAUUUGGGUUUGUACAUAAAUUAACUUAUCAGACUCAUUGCGUAGGCAAUAUCUGGUCUUAUGUGUGACAAGUGUACCAGUUUUCCAAUUCAGUCUUUGGUAUAUCUCUCUGUUAACUUCAACAUCUUUUUAUACCAAUCCCAGUUU
Messenger RNA from Carica papaya (papaya), 5772 nucleotides. NCBI's taxonomy places the organism in Eukaryota, Viridiplantae, Streptophyta, Magnoliopsida, Brassicales, Caricaceae. The record is from RefSeq and is a predicted model, not a curated record.